Molecule: messenger RNA, 5837 nt
Organism: Cherax quadricarinatus
Lineage: Eukaryota; Metazoa; Arthropoda; Malacostraca; Decapoda; Parastacidae
Source: RefSeq, a predicted model, not a curated record
AGUGGCGAAGCUGAGUCGAGAAGCAUCGUGGGUGUUUAGUUCCUCCGUUACAAGCACAGUAACCCACCGCCUCCCGAUGGCCCAACUAAAUUGUUUAUAUAGUCGUUGACAUAAUCUACUUAUGGCGUAAGCUUUACGUCAACUACAUAAAAAGAUGUUUAUGGGUGGUGCAAGGUGGUCGGAGGGCCUGGUGAUGGCACUCAUGCCGGUUAGUCCUCCUCUUCUGCGUGCUGAUGACCAUCUUCUGUUGCGCUACUACGCUGCGAUCAUGAGAGUAGUGCGUCCUGUCUUUGUUCGGGUCCUGCAACUCUUCACUAACAACAGAAAAACCUUCAAGGAGCUUCUCUUUGAGCUUCCGGAUUACUCCAACAGACAAUACAAAAAUGACUUCAGCAAAGAAGAGAGACAAAAGCUGGAUAAUAAUGCUUCUAGUAACACUUUUGAUAUAACAUUGCUGUUCUUGUUGCUGCAGCGUGUGUGUGGCCUUCCCAGCAUUAACCAUCAGAAUUGGUCCACGCCGGAUACACUGGAAAACAAUUUAAAAAGACUGAAAAAUCAUAGGAAUGAUUUAGCUCAUGAAGACCUAGCAUUUUCUCCCGAUGAUCUGCAACGUUGUUUGUCUAACAUAGAGGACCUUUGUCGUGAGGUGUUGAAGGAAACUGGCCGUAGAUGCCAAUGUACUGUGAUAGAUGAUAUUCGGGUGAUGGAAGAAAGUUUAGAGGAGAUAUUAACGGGAGGUAUAGAUCUUUGGCAACCUUACAGAGAGGCGCUUUAUAAUCUACAGAAGGAACAUUGCAACUUAUUGAUAAGAGAAGGUAGAAAAGAAAUGAAGGAAUUGUCAAAGAAACAUCGCAUUCUUAACCCAUUUGUGUGGCUGCUGGAAGACAGAUUUGCUCACUUGGAUGUUGGUCACAUAUUUACAAAUUUAUACAUAGAGGGGCAGAGGGAGGUCAGUACACGUGACAUUUUCACUAUACCUCUUAAUUCAGGAAAAUAUCCUGAUGUGUUAAUAAUGGUUGGACCACCGGGUAUAGGGAAAACGAGCCUGACAAAAUUUUGUUUACAUGACUGGCUGUCAACUUCUUCUUCUAUUUGUGGGAUGGAUAAUUAUGAUAUUGUACUGCUAGUGGAAUUAAGACAUGUUACAAGUGAAAAUAUCCAGGACCUAGUGUGUGAAGAGCUCCUUCCGCGAACAUGUCUUCAGUUGAAGCGCGAAGAUGUUCUGACAUCACUGAGGCAAGUGUCAACUCUCUGGCUUCUGGAUGGCUAUGAUGAAGCUACUAACAAAACGAAAGAUUUAGUUAAGGAAAUUAUGAAAAAAUUUCACAACUCUCAAAUCAUGAUAACUUCUCGGCCUGACAAUUCCAAUGACCUUCAUCUGUUAAUUAAUGAGGUACAUCUUAGUAACACGUUGUAUCAGCUGAGAGGAUUAUCUCCAACUAUGUGGAAUGUUUAUGCUGAGAAACUGUUUUCUGUGUCUGUAGCAGAUGAAGACAUCCGCCGGGAUUCUUGUGAGAAAUUUAUUAAAUUUCUGAAAGAGAAAGAACAAGAUAUGUUUGAAAUAUUUAGUGUACCUUUGUUCGUGGUGAUGCUGGUGGUGCUAUGGCUGGAGAGUCCAGCAGAAGUUACCGGAGCCACCACAGUCACCAGACUCUACCACAUCCUCAUCAACCUCAUCGUCAACACGAUGACCAGACGCCCCCAGCUGACAGCUUUAGGAUUCACUCAAAGCCAACUUCAGCGCAAGAUAAAUAAUUUUCUUAAUUUACUCGGCAAAAUGUUCUGGGAAAAUUCAAAAAUGCUUAUAUUUGUUCUUCUGAGUGAUCAAAUUAAACAAAUAGAAGAACUGUGUGAGAAUUCUGGGUUGCCGUUCAGGGAAUGCAUGUCACCAUUCUUCCUGGUGAUAGUGACGGCAACAACUACUGGGACAACUGAAGAAUAUCAUCCACUUCACCGGACAGUGCAAGAGUUCCUCGCUGCCCGAGCAUUUUGCAACUGCAUGAUAACCCAAGGUUGUGAUGUGCUUACCCUCGCUGCUCAGUGGAUGCUAAAGCACAGGGAAAAUCCAUACCAACAAAUGUCUUAUGAAAAUGAGUCUUGCAAUAAAAUAACCAGUGAAACAAAUUUUGUUAUGGAGAAACUCCAUGAAGGAAGUGAUGACGUCUAUGACGAUUACCACUUUGUGUCCACAAAUUUUUCUUCUGUAAAUUGCUUUUGCUCAUUACUCAUGUAUUUAUUUGGUGACACGUUUUAUGAUCCUGGUGAGAUUGAGAGGGAAUUCUGCAGCCACUAUUUUUUAAAUAUGACAUCUGGUAGCUUGUUGAUCCCAUUUGUAUGUGGAUAUCUCAAAAUGAAUGAUGCAUUAACGCGAUCUAGGGCAGAACAGAUGAUAUAUGUCGCUAUUUGUGGUCAAUAUAAAAUUAGGCAAUUUUCUCUUUGGAUGAAGCUUAUUCAUGAAACUGAGGAAGAUAAAGAAUUUAUUCAGGAGUUAAAUUCACAAUUAUUCUCUUACCAGUGGAAUCCUAGUCCAUUAGAGCUACCAACAGUGGCAAAACUCUUAGAGUUUAUUACCCCAGAGUCAGUCCACGUUCAUCUCUGUCGUUUAGAUGACUACAGUAAUAAUAAGACAUUUAUUGAUGAACUUCGUAUACUUGCCAGAUUUCCAAUUAGAAUUUCUCUCGAUUUGCAAAAUUCAAUGUUGUCGAAUAUGAGACGCUUCUUAAUAUAUGCUCAAGAGUGUUUGGCAGUACUGUUGGACCCAAGAGCCUCUUGCCACCUAACUGCUCUGUGUUGCCCACUAAACAAGGAAAGUUUAUCACUGUUGCGUCAUGCUCAACACCUUGAAGAUCUGUAUGUGAGGGUCGACAACCUGGAAGAUCUGCAAACUUUAGCUCAGAUUACAGACAGUCUCCAGAACCUUCAGAACCUAUCAGCUUUCAUAAAUUUUACUUUACUAAAUAUUCGUGUCAAAAUGCUUCCAACAUUUAGAUUAAAACAACACAUUCAGCAGAAUUAUAAUUUUGCAGACCUUCAAGGUAGCUAUACAGAAAUGUCUGGAGAAGAUACUUUUCCAGAAUAUGAUCUCAUAUACCUCAAGCCUCACAAAUGCCCGCCACCCAAGGUUCCAAGUCAUAAACUGUUGCAUAGAUUCUCGAAGAAGAAGACAAUGAAGAAGAGGAGAAGAAAAAUGAAUCAUUUGAGCGAGCCAACAAUAACAGUUAUUCCAUAUCCCACUCACCUUCAAAAACUGAAAACUAGAUGGAUUUAUGAGUCACAUCAGAGGAUGUGGAACAUGCCGUCUGCCCACUGCCACUCCCAGUGUGCUAAACGUAGGUGUGAUCCAGAUUUGUGCAAUGACAAGUGCGCUCACAGAAGCUUCCCUCCUCCAGAGCAAACAAAGCAGGAGUGGUUUGACUGUCACAAAGCAAUAAGCUACCAUCAUGUAUGCCUUAAAAAGUUGAGAUCAUUUUAUAAAAUAAUGUGGAAAAUAAUAGUUCAAAAAUACAAACCCAAGAGACAUAUGUACACAAAAUAUUAUGACUCGUAUAUUAAAACUUUUUGUUAUGAAAUGAAGGAUGAGCAGUUCCGUGAGAGUAUACAUGAUAUAUUUAUUGACUCACUUGAGGUGUGUGAAUUACUUUUGUUUGAACACAAAGUAUGCAUCCAGAAACACCGAAAACAUCUGACACACUUAAGGGAACCUAAAAAUCCAGUUUCUUCUGUUCAGUUUAUUUUAAUUGAUCCUUUCAUUGUAGAUGAAGCAACGUUUAGUUGUUUGGUGUAUAAACUCUGCCCUAAUCCACAGAGAAUUGCGUUACUGCAUACCAAGCCAGUGACUCUUAGUGAUACAAGUAUUGCUUACCAUGUGUUGCAUUUAUAUGAGUCAUUCACUAGUGUUAAGCUUAUAAACAUACACUUUUCUGCCUCUUCUACUCAGGAGAUUCUCUCAUAUGCUGGAAAACGUAAUGCCAGUAUUGAAAAUAUAAUCAAUAUUAUUAAGAAAAGUGCACCACAUUUGACACUUAACGUGUCUUUUACUUUUGAUCAAGAAAUAAAUCCAAAAACUCAAGGUCAAAUGACGCAUAUAUCGUUCGUUUGAUAAAGAAACAUGGUCAGAAUCCCUGGCUACAUAUCUAGAAGUAUAAAUAAUAGAAGUCCUCAGGUUUUUCUUCAACUCUACAUAUCCUUGGUUAGGCCUCAUUUAGAUUAUGCUGCUCAGUUCUGGUCAUCGUAUUACAGAAUGGAUAUAAAUGCUCUGGAAAACGUAUAGAGGAGGAUGACGAAGUUGAUCCCAUGUAUCAGAAAUCUUCCCUAUGAGGAUAGACUGAAGGCCCUGAAUAUGCACUCUCUCGAAAGGCGUAGAAUUAGGGGGGAUAUGAUCGAGGUGUAUAAAUGGAAAACAGGAAUAAAUAAAGAGGAUGUAAGUAGCGUGCUGAAAAUUUCCAGCCAAGACAGGACUCGCAGCAAUGGUUUCAAGUUGGAAAAAUUCAGAUUCAGGAAGGAUAUAGGAAAGUAAUGGUUUGGUAAUAGAGUUGUGGAUGAGUGGAACAAACUCCCCAGUACAGUUAUAGAGGCUAAAACGUUGUGUAGUUUUAAAAAUAGGUUAGAUAAAUACAUGAAUGGGUGUGGGUGGGUGUGAGAUGAACCUGACUAGCUUAUGCUGCUGGGUCUCAUAAUGCCUUGCUCCUUCCUUAAGUGAAAGAGACCUGACUAGGUGGACCAUUGGGCUAAUUGGGGGGUGGAAUGAACCUGCUUCGCAUGGGUCAGUAGGCCUGCUACAGUGUUCCUUCCUUAUGUUAUGUACAGUACUCUUGUUAAAGAAAUAUGAUUAGAUGAUGUAUAUACAGAACUUUUGAUAAAGAAAUAAAUCCAACAUCAUAUGGUGAGAUUAUGUAUGCAAAUGCAUUUCAAAAAUUUUCAUUUAACAUUUAUUUAGGUAUCCCCGAAGGGGGCCUUUAAUUUGUUGCCUUAUUUUUUCUUCCAACUUUCCCAUUUUAUUUCGCCUCAUCGGAUUGUCUUUAAAUUUUAAAUGUUUUGAUCUUUCUAGAAAUGCCAUGUACAGAUGUACGAUGAUCAAAGUUAUUGAAACAAUUCCCAAUAUCUUGGAAUGUUUCUGAUAACUUGCUAAACGCUCAGCAGUACAACUUCUAACGUACAAAAAUGGUGCCUCAUAAUUAGUAAACAAUGAAGAGAGAAACUAAAGUGGGUUGGUGCAGAUUUGAUUAUUUGGUGUGUAAAAUGGUACGAAAUUUUCAUUCCCAUUUUAUCAAGUUAAAAGUAGUUUAGUUUUCGUCUUCUGAGCCACUUCUUUAUUUAACGUCUGAUGUAUAUUAUGGUCAGUAUAGCAGUCACUCAGUUUGUGGGUCAGCAAACUUGUCAAUGUUGAAACUCUUCAGAAAACUUGGAAUCAAUAAUUGGAAAUCUUAUCAUAUUAGACUUUUUUUUUAAGAACUGCUAAUUUUUUUUUCUUAGAGAAAUGAGGAAAAGUUUGAACCUAAUACAACUGAAAAAAAAAAACUGACAAACAUUAAAAUUUAUCUUUUGAAAUAUGAUGAAUUAAAUGAACUCUUAAAAGCUGUGAUCUGUCCCAUUGUGAGCUGCAAUUUUCUCGUCUCAUCUAAAGUUUUUGUUAUAGCCUCAGAACGCCUUAUCCAACUGCCUUCAAGUUUUAGAGUUUAUUGAAUUAUAACAAGAUUGAGACUCAUAGGGCAGGUAAUCUCUGUUCGGUUUUGUUAGACCAUUCCCAAAAUGGAUUUCCACAAGACAGCUAUAAGCAGGCUCUACUGACUGGCUUCACAAUUUCAGGUAUCACAGAGUGAUUGACGAAGCUUCAUUGU